GUUUAUUGGUGGUGUGUUUAGGGUAUGAGUAAUCAAAAUAACCUGGUCACUCUGCACUCCAAAAUAAAUUAUUUUAUUAAAUUGAUAAAAAUAAAGGCAAACAAAGCGCCCCUUGGCAAAUAGCUCGGCCCCAGCAACAGGUUUUCCUCGAAAACUACAACCAUGGUGUGCGUACCUUGCUUUAUCAUUCCACUGCUGCUAUAUAUUUGGCACAAGUUCAUUCAGCCCAUCGUUCUGCGCUACUGGAAUCCCUGGGAGAAGAAGGAUGCCGAGGGCAAUGUGAUCAAGAAGGGUCCCGAGUUCCCCUUCGAGUGCAAGGGCGGCGUUUGCCCCUUCGUUCCGGGGUCCAAAAAGACCCCUACCCUUGACAAUGAUGCCAAGGAUUCCGAAAAUCCUCACACAUCAACGAGUACAGCAACAACUCCAGUGGCGGAGGAAACCAAAAAGGAAAUCUAGUCGACAUUUUACCACACAAAUUAUCCUAAUAUGUAGUCUUUUUUUUGAUUGUCUAUAAGAAAAACCACGCACACAACACAAACUAAUUCAACAUCAUCAGGCGAUGUGUGGUGGGCGGCGGUUGGUUUGGGGGCGUGGCCCCGAGGGAACACUAAAAACACUUAACGAGUAAUUAUUUUAAAUUAAAUGUACACCUUGACCACACAAAAAAUUCUUUCCUAUGGGGUAUGUAGGGGUUGAAGGUUAUCUUCUCCACUAGUUAAAAUAUUAAUAUAAAAAAAAUAUUUUGUGCACUGCUGGAAAAUCAAUUAAAGCUAAAGAAUACUCCUAUAUCAGGGUAAAGAAUCUAAAGAAUUCGCGGUUGAUCGCCAUUACCCUUUAUCCUCUAUGUAUCCCAAAUUAUUGUGUUAAAUAAAAGAAAACACAUUGAUUUUAAAAUAAUUAUUUAA
Messenger RNA from Drosophila subpulchrella, 905 nucleotides. Its product is annotated as UPF0729 protein CG18508. The transcript has 2 exons. The record is from RefSeq and is a predicted model, not a curated record. The coding region runs from base 163 to 456 and encodes 97 amino acids. Lineage: Eukaryota; Metazoa; Arthropoda; Insecta; Diptera; Drosophilidae.